Messenger RNA from Lactuca sativa (garden lettuce), 581 nucleotides. NCBI's taxonomy places the organism in Eukaryota, Viridiplantae, Streptophyta, Magnoliopsida, Asterales, Asteraceae. The record is from RefSeq and is a predicted model, not a curated record.
CUAGUAUCCAUCGAUCCUUGACUGCAAAAAACACAGAAGAAUCAUAAAAGUAUACCAUGGAAAACCAGUAUGAUGCAUACAUGGGACACAACCAAGUCAGCGGUAAGACCAUGCUAUUCGCAGUCAUCGCCGGAAUCACAAUUGGAGGACCGCUUCUGGCGUUGAUGGGUUUCAGUUUCUUGGCUACGAUGACUCUGUUUGUAAUCAGUUCUCCACUUCUGAUUAUCUUCAGCCCUCUUCUCAUGGGUGCUGGCUUUGUGUUCGUAGCAUCGUUGGUGGGUUUCGGUGCUGCUGGCUUGAUGGCGAUCGCUGGGCUGUGGGCGUUGGGGUGGGUUUUCCCGUCAGUUAAGCGAGAUGGAUUGGAAGGUUUGGAAUAUGCGACGGAGAAGUUGGUGGAGUUUGGGGAGAACGUGAAAGACACCGGAAAGGAUUGGGGUAGUCACCUUAAACAGACGGUGCAAAACUCGCCGGAGAAUAAAACGGCCAACAGAGCUUAAGAGUAGUAAACACUUGUACGUUUUGAAUGAAUAGUCGUUGUACUUCGUUAUAUAUUAAUAAGAAUCUCUUUGUAAUCUCGUCCA